Plasmodium gallinaceum is the source of this 2451-nucleotide messenger RNA. It is a transcript of the gene NADSYN, whose product is annotated as glutamine-dependent NAD(+) synthetase, putative. Gene Ontology annotation, molecular function: ATP binding; NAD+ synthase (glutamine-hydrolyzing) activity; glutaminase activity. The coding region runs from base 1 to 2451 and encodes 816 amino acids. Gene Ontology annotation, biological process: NAD+ biosynthetic process. The record is from RefSeq and is a predicted model, not a curated record. Gene Ontology annotation, cellular component: cytoplasm. NCBI's taxonomy places the organism in Eukaryota, Apicomplexa, Aconoidasida, Haemosporida, Plasmodiidae. The transcript has a single exon.
AUGAUAAAAAAUUUUGGUUUAAGUUGUUGUUCAAUUUCUUCAAUUCCUUUAGAUUAUGAAGGUAAUAAAUUAAAAAUUAUUGAAAGUAUAAAAAAAUGUAAAGAAUUAAAUUGUAAUAUAAGAAUUGGUGGGGAACUAGAAUUGUGUGGUGUUAAUUGUAAAGAUAGCUUUAAGGAAAUUGAAGAUAUUAAUGAAAACUGUUGGUUUUAUUUGAGUGAAUUAUUAAAUGUAAAAUAUAAAAAUAAGUAUUUAACAGAGGAUAUUUUAUGCUUUAUAAGUAUGCCUGUGUAUUUUAAAAAACAAUUAUACAACUGUGAAAUAGCUGUAUACAAUAAUGAAAUUAUUUUAAUAUCACCUAAAGAAAACAUAAACCAUUAUGAAGGUAAAGCUUAUUAUGCAUCAUAUUCGAAAAGUUUGCAUGAAGAAGGAAAAUUUAAUGUUAAAGAAAGAAAAGAUAUAGAAGAAAUAAAAUUUAAAAAUUCUGAUAUUAAAAUUUUUUAUAAUAAUCUUGAAAAAUUUAUUUUACCAGAAUGUAUUCAAAAUAUAACGAAACAAAAGGAGACAUAUUUUGGGAAUGCAGUAAUGCAGAUAAAUUCUCUAAUAAUUGCGCAUAUUUUUUUAGAUGAUUUAAUUAAAAUUCAAAAUAAUUCAAUAUUUGAUGAUGAAAACUUUAUAUUGAAUAAGGGAAAUAGUGAAACGUUAGAAAAGAGAAGAUUAUUAUUACAAAGGAAUAAUAUAAAAUUAAAUGUAAAUAACGACAUAAAUCUUGAUUGUGUUGAUAUAUUAUUAGUUAAUGGGUAUAUAUCUAAUGAAUUAUACUUAUUUAAAAGAUAUUUUAUAGAAUUAAUGAAUUUAACAGAGAAAUAUCCUAAUAUUACUUUAUGUUUUAGUAACAACAGUGGAUGUGAUAAUAACUUUUAUAAGUAUGAUGGUUUUUCAUUUAUUAGUCGAAACAAAAAAGUGCUGACAAAAAAUGCUCGAUUUUCCUUUUCAGAAAUACAAGUAGCAUCUGUUAAUGUAUCUUUCGAUAAAAAAAAUAAAAAUAUAGAAAUACUGCAUGAUUUAAUAGGUAAUAAGUAUUCUAUUUUAAAAAUUAAAGAAGAUGAGAAAGAAAAUAAUGAAGUAAAUACUAAUGAAUGCAUUUUUUCUUUCAAUGAGGACUUAAAUAUAUCAAUAAAAACAUCUUAUGAAACUUUAUUACGUAAUCUUCCAUCAAAUUACAAUUGGAUAUUAUAUGCCCAGAAAAAUAACAAUAUUUUACAACUUUUUAGUAAUUAUCAUAACUCAAAUGAGUAUUUUUAUGAAUUCAAUUCAGGUAAAUAUUCUUUGCAUAAUAUUUACGAAGAACUAAGUUUUAAUAGUGCUAUGUUUUUAUGGCACAUAUUACAUUUAACAAAAGCCAAAGGGUUUAUGCUUGCCAUAUCAGGAGGAAUUGAUUCAUCCUUUGUUGCUUGUAUGGUUUAUAUUUUAUCAAUAAUGAUAGAAAUUAAUUUAAAUGAAAAAAAAUAUUUGAGUAACAAUGAACAUUUAGAUUUAGUUGACGAGCUUUUUUUAAAAAAAAUUAAACAUUUAUUAAUUGAUAAACCAUGUAGAAAAGAUAUAUGUAAUAAAAUACUUAAUACAAUAUCCUUACCUUCAAAUAAUAGUAGUGAAAACACAAAAUUAUAUUCUGAAUCAUUAAGUAAGUCUCUUAAUUCAUAUCACACUGUUUAUAGUAUAGAUCAUAUUUAUGAAUUUUUUAAAAAUGUUGGUGAAGAUUUUUUAAAGGAAAAUAUGAAAUAUAAAAGUGAAGGUGGUAGUAAUUAUCAGGAUUUAUGUUUGCAAAAUAUUCAAUCGAGAUCUAGAAUGUUAUUAACAUAUUUCUUUAGUACAUUAAUAUGUCAUAAAAGAUAUUUCAAAUAUAAUAUGCAUAAUGAAUUUUUAAUAACAUUAGCAACUGGAAAUUUAGAUGAAUCUAUUACUGGGUAUUAUACAAAAUAUGAUUGUUCAUCAGGUGAUAUUAAUGUGAUCGGUAACGUAAGUAAAAUUUUAAUAAAAGAAACUAUGUGUCAUAUAGCUAAUGAUUCUUUUUAUGAUUUAAAAAUUCUUAAUCAAAUUAAUCAAUAUAAUCCAUCAGCUGAAUUAAAACCAUUAGAUAAUAAUCAAAUAGAUGAAAAUGAAUUAAACUUAAAAUAUGUAGAAAUUAAAUUAUUAACCAUAUUAAAAAAUAAUUUUUUUCUGGGGCCAUUAUCUAUGUUUUUCUAUUUAUCCAAUUAUUUUUGGAUAAAUAUGCCGAAAUUAGUUAUAUUUGAGAAAAUUCAAAAUUUCUUUACAAGGAUUUUAAAAAAUACUCAUAAACUUUUUAUUUUACCUCCUUCUAUAAUAAAUGAAUCCUGCGGCCUUUAUUUUUCAAAUUUUGUUCAUUAUGCAAAUAUUGAUUUUGAAAUAUUAAAAAAAAAAUUAAAAUUAUAG